ACAAAUUACUUUUUAGGCGUAUUUUACGCAUAAGCACAGACGAGGUAUUUAAACAUUGACAUGAAUAUAUCUCAUAUACCUCGUCUGCGAUACGGGGAUUAGAUGCUCCUUAAACAUGGGACACAAAAAAACAUUGGAUUUCCGGUCUAUCUAGUUAGUCAAUGGUACUAUUACAUGUUACAUCUGCUUAGCUUGUCAUCUUAAUUGUUGUGUAAGAACCGGAAUCUUUAUUGUACUUUAAAAAAGAAAAAAGACAUAAGGAUAUUCGUAAAUAAUUAACAUAAAAAGUAAUUUAAUAAAUUUGUUAAUAUUUCGAAAUGAGUGACAUGUCAUGCGUACAGUAUCUUACAGUAAGCAUCUUCGAAUGUAUGAUGUCGGAGUUUCUUAGCCGAAGUUAACGAUAUUUGCUUGUAAAACUAAAUAUACAGAUAAAAUAUCGUGUAAAAAUGAAGACGGCUUUAAUGGUGGCUGAAAAACCAUCAUUGGCUGCUUCGUUAGCCAAUAUUUUAAGUAAUGGUCGGUGUACGUCGCGAAAAGGUUUAAAUGGAUCUUGUUCGGUACAUGAAUGGGUAGGUCAGUUCAGAUAUGAAACUGUAAAUUUUAAAAUGACCUCUGUCUUUGGUCAUGUCAUGACAUUAGAUUUCAUUGGAAAGUAUAAUAACUGGGACAAAGUUGAUCCUGCAGAGUUAUUUUCGUGCCCAACUGAGAAGAAGGAAGCAGUUCCUAGAUUGAAAAUCCCCUAUUUUUUGGCUAAGGAAGGUGCUCAUUGUGAUUAUUUAGUAUUGUGGUUGGACUGUGAUAAAGAGGGUGAAAACAUUUGUUUUGAAGUUAUAUAUGCUGUUCAACAAGGAAUGAAUAGGAGAUUAAAUCCAAAUGAUAUUUGGAGGGCAAGAUUUUCUGCUAUUACAGAGAAAGACAUAAAAUCCGCAUUAUUAAACCUAGUAAAGCCAAAUGAAAAUGAAGCAAAGAGUGUUGAUGCUAGACAAGAGUUAGAUUUGCGAAUUGGUUGUGCUUUCACAAGAUUUCAGACAAAAUUUUUUCAGGGUAAAUAUGGAGAUCUAGAUGUGUCUCUUAUUUCCUACGGCCCUUGCCAAACACCAACAUUAGGAUUUUGUGUGCAAAGGCACGAUGAAAUUCAAACGUUUAAGCCAGAUCCUUAUUGGGUUCUACAGGUUACAGUUAAAUCUUCCGAUGGGCAAGACAUUAUUUUGAGUUGGAGCCGCGUCCGAUGUUUUGACAAGGAAAUAGCGAAUAUGUUUCUGAGUCAUGUGAAAGAAUAUGAUCAAACAACAAUUAUAGGCGUAGAAACGACCGAAAAAACAAAAUCGCGACCUAUAGCCUUAAAUACAGUAGAAUUGAUGAGAGUAGCAAGUUCAGGUUUAGGAAUGGGUCCCCAUCAAGCUAUGCAGAUUGCAGAACAUCUCUACACUCAAGGAUACAUAAGUUAUCCUCGAACUGAAACAACAUUAUAUCCAGAAAAUUUCGAUCUACUUGCAGUGUUGAAGCAACAGCAAAACAAUCCCGAUUGGGGUGAUCAAGUUCGUAAGAUAUUAGCGACUGGAAUUAAUAGACCAAAAAAAGGAUUGAAUGUUGGAGAUCAUCCUCCUAUUACUCCAAUGAAACAUGCUACUCGAAACGAACUUGGUGGAGACACAUGGAGAUUGUAUGACUAUAUAACUCGACACUUUAUUGCCACUCUGGCUCACGAUUGUAAAUAUUUGAGCACCACGGUUAGAUUUGAAAUAGGAAUGGAAGUAUUUACGGCGAACGGUCACAGUUUAUUAGAUCCUGGAUAUACUAGUAUACUUACAUGGCAAGCACUUGGAAGUAAUGAUACGUUACCCAGAUUUGUACCGGGUGAAAAAUACAAUAUACAAGAGAUAAAGUUAGUCGAAUGUUAUACACAACCUCCAGAUUAUUUGACAGAAUCUGAAUUAAUAUCUCUUAUGGAAAAACAUGGUAUCGGGACUGAUGCUUCUAUUCCAGUACAUAUAAACAACAUAUGCAUGCGAAAUUAUGUUAACGUAGCAACUGGCAGGAAAUUAGUUCCUACUUCUCUGGGAAUUGUGUUAGUUCAUGGAUAUCAAAAGAUAGAUCCUGAGCUAGUUUCACCUACAAUGAGGUCUGCAGUAGAGGAACAAUUAAAUCUAAUAGCUUUGGGUCGAGCAGACUUCCAUGCAGUGUUACAGCAUACAGUAGAAAUUUUCAAACAAAAGUUCCAUUAUUUUGUAAAAAGUAUAGAAGCUAUGGAUCAGUUGUUUGAAGUUUCUUUUUCUCCCCUUUCUGCGUCAGGGAAAGCACAUUCGAGAUGUGGAAAAUGUCGACGUUACAUGAAAUAUAUACAAACAAAACCAUCAAGGAUGCACUGCGCACAUUGCAACGAAACAUACAAUCUUCCACAAAACGGGAACAUUCGUAUUUAUAAAGAAUUGAAGUGUCCAUUGGAUGACUUUGAAUUACUCUCGUGGUCUACCGGAGCACGGGGAAAAAGUUACACAUUUUGUCCAUAUUGUUACAAUAAUCCUCCGUUUAGAGAUAUGAAAAAGGGAAUGAGUGGUUGUAAUUCCUGCACACACCCGACUUGUCCACAUGGCAUGAACUCUAAUGGUUUAUCGAGCUGUUUAGAGUGCAAUGCUGGUAUACUUAUUCUCGAUCCUUCGUCUGCGCCGAAAUGGAAACUUGGAUGUAAUCGUUGCGACGUCAUUAUUCAUUUGUUCGAAAAUGCCCACAAAGUGACAGUCGACACGGAGGUGUGCGAGUGUGGAGCUCAAUUAGUUACCGUAGAAUAUAAACAGGAAAAAAGCAAGCUCCCCAAUGAAGCUACAGAGAUGACUGGUUGCGUUUUUUGCACACCAGCUUUCAUGGCUCUUGUAGAAAAGCAUCGUGCAGUUGCUUCGAAACCGGUUACAACUCGUGGCCGUGGCCAUGCUAAAGGUCGUAGUCGGGGCAAACCACGUCCACCAAAAGAUAAGAUGGCACAAUUGGCCGCAUAUUUUGUAUAAUUGAUUCCGUUUGUAAAUGAAGUACAUAGAUGUUACUAUUCACACUUUAACACUUUCGCUAUUACGAAAAUAAAUCGAAAUGUACUCACUAC
Frieseomelitta varia is the source of this 3094-nucleotide messenger RNA. It is a transcript of the gene Top3beta, whose product is annotated as DNA topoisomerase 3-beta-1. NCBI's taxonomy places the organism in Eukaryota, Metazoa, Arthropoda, Insecta, Hymenoptera, Apidae. Gene Ontology annotation, biological process: DNA topological change. Gene Ontology annotation, cellular component: nucleus. The transcript has 14 exons. Gene Ontology annotation, molecular function: DNA binding; DNA topoisomerase type I (single strand cut, ATP-independent) activity. The record is from RefSeq and is a predicted model, not a curated record. Bases 447 to 3002 code for a protein of 851 amino acids.